Messenger RNA from Diaporthe citri, 441 nucleotides. RefSeq lists its product as uncharacterized. The transcript has a single exon. The coding region runs from base 1 to 441 and encodes 146 amino acids. Lineage: Eukaryota; Fungi; Ascomycota; Sordariomycetes; Diaporthales; Diaporthaceae. The record is from RefSeq and is a predicted model, not a curated record.
AUGGAAUGGCGGGAAGAAAUUGAGAAGCGAUUCUUCAAGAACCUCAACCUCACUGAUGAAGAUCACGACAUCGUCACACUCUCAAAAAUCGUCACUGGACCAAGACGCCGAUACUUGCGUCAAGUAGAGCUCAACGUUUACGGAGAAGAUUCGUUCUCAGUUGUUGAUGGUACUCAAUGCACUGGCAGUGGUUACAAGUCUGUUGCGAAAUUCCCCGAAACUUUGAGCACAUGGACCCCAGAUGUUCUGCUCACCGUCAAGCUCAACAUCGGCCCUCAAGGGUUUAGACGGUCCAUAUGGAAGACAGGCCUUCCCGAUCUACCGGUUGUUCCAGUCAUUGGAGCUUUGCAUGUCAACAUGGAUCCCAACUCCUCCAGCGGGUUUGCGGUUGACUACUGCCAAUUUGCAUCUCAGCCGUUGGUGCUACUCAAACGAGACUGA